GACUGCGCGGACGGGAGCCCGACUGGAACAUGGCGACUUGCGCUGAAAUCCUGCGGAGCGAGUUCCCCGAAAUUGACGGACAGGUCUUCGACUACGUGACUGGCGUCUUGCACAGCGGCAGUGCGGACUUCGAGUCUGUGGAUGACCUGGUGGAAGCUGUGGGGGAACUGUUGCAGGAGGUGUCCGGGGACAGCAAGGAUGACGCGGGCAUCAGGGCCGUGUGCCAGCGCAUGUACAACACUCUGCGCCUGGCGGAACCACAGACCCAGGGAAACAGCCAGGUGCUACUGGACGCCCCCAUCCAGUUGUCAAAGAUAACAGAGAACUACGACUGUGGCACCAAACUUCCAGGCCUGCUAAAGAGGGAACAGUCCUCGACGGUGAAUGCAAAGAAGCUAGAGAAAGCUGAGGCUCGAUUGAAGGCAAAGCAGGAGAAGCGCUCAGAGAAGGACACACUCAAGACCAGCAACCCUCUAGUCUUGGAAGAGGCAUCAGCCAGCCAGGCAGGCAGCCGAAAGGAAAGUCGGUUGGAAUCAUCUGGAAAGAACAAAUCCUAUGAUGUGCGAAUUGAGAACUUUGAUGUGUCUUUUGGCGAUAGGGUACUGCUGGCUGGAGCAGAUGUGAACCUAGCAUGGGGCCGCCGCUAUGGCCUGGUGGGUCGGAAUGGGCUGGGGAAGACGACGCUGCUGAAGAUGCUGGCCACCAGGAGCCUGCGAGUUCCAGCCCACAUUUCCCUACUGCAUGUGGAGCAAGAGGUUGCUGGAGAUGACACCCCUGCCCUGCAGAGUGUGCUGGAGAGUGACACAGUGCGAGAAGACCUGCUGCAUCGGGAGCAGGAGCUCAAUGCCCAGAUUGCCACUGGCAGGGCUGAGGGCUCACAAGCUGCACAGCUGGCAGAAAUCUAUGCCAAGUUGGAGGAGAUCGAGGCUGACAAAGCACCUGCCAGAGCAUCAGUUAUUCUUGCUGGGCUUGGCUUUACCCCCAAAAUGCAGCAGCAGCCCACCCGGGAGUUCUCAGGUGGCUGGAGGAUGAGACUGGCCCUGGCCCGGGCUCUGUUUGCUAGGCCAGAUCUGCUGCUGUUAGAUGAACCCACUAACAUGCUGGAUGUAAGGGCCAUCCUAUGGCUGGAGAAUUAUCUGCAGACGUGGCCCUCCACAAUCCUGGUCGUCUCCCAUGACCGCAACUUCCUGAAUGCCAUAGCCACAGACAUCAUCCACCUGCACAGCCAGCGGCUGGAUGGUUACCGGGGAGACUUUGAGACCUUCAUCAAGAGCAAGCAGGAGCGACUGCUCAAUCAGCAGCGUGAAUAUGAGGCCCAGCAACAGUAUCGCCAGCAUAUCCAGGUUUUUAUUGACCGUUUUCGCUACAAUGCCAACAGAGCCUCCCAAGUGCAGAGCAAACUCAAGAUGCUGGAGAAACUACCAGAGCUGAAACCUGUGGAUAAGGAGCUGGAGGUAGUGAUGAAAUUCCCCGAUGGAUUUGAGAAGUUCUCACCACCAAUCCUGCAACUGGAUGAGGUGGACUUCUACUACGACCCAAAGCACGUCAUCUUCAGCCGUCUCUCUGUCUCUGCCGAUCUUGAAUCCCGCAUCUGUGUGGUUGGGGAGAAUGGGGCUGGGAAGUCUACCAUGCUGAAGUUGCUUAUGGGGGACCUGACACCUGUUCGGGGCAUCAGACAUGCUCACAGGAAUCUGAAGAUUGGCUAUUUCAGCCAGCACCACGUGGAGCAGCUGGACCUGAAUGUCAGUGCUGUGGAACUGCUAGCACGCAAGUUCCCUGGACGACCUGAGGAGGAGUACCGUCACCAGCUGGGCCGGUAUGGCAUCUCUGGAGAACUGGCCGUGCGCCCUGUUGCCAGUUUGUCUGGGGGCCAGAAGAGCAGGGUGGCCUUUGCUCAGAUGACCAUGCCCUGUCCCAACUUCUACAUUCUGGAUGAACCCACAAACCACCUGGAUAUGGAGACCAUUGAGGCUCUGGGCCGUGCUCUCAACAACUUCAGGGGUGGUGUGAUUCUGGUGUCCCAUGACGAGCGCUUCAUCCGGUUGGUGUGCCGGGAGCUGUGGGUGUGCGAAGGAGGCGGCGUCACCCGGGUUGAGGGGGGAUUUGAUCAGUACCGAGCUCUUCUCCAGGAACAGUUCCGCCGUGAGGGCUUCCUCUAGGGCCAUGAGGCUGAGGACUGUGCCCAGGACAUGGACUGUCUUUCAGACCCCUGGGCCACCAUGUAGGCAGCCAUCUCCUGCCACGGACUUCUUGGGGACAGCCUUAUUCAUAAAUCUGUCUUUUUGACUGGAGCAUCCUCUGCACAACCCGGGAGCCCCACCUAAGGGUCUUUGAGGACGGGUCCUCCAAGGGGAAGGGAGUUGGGGGGCUGCCCUCUAGGACUCUAGCCCCCUCCCACUGCCCCAGCUGCGACUGGGCUCUGAUGGCCGCUGUGUAAAUUAAAUAUCCCUGCAUCUCCCUUGCUCACUCUGCUGCUCCUGGUGUAGGGCUGCAGUGUUUGCCCAUGGUUAAGGGGUGCAGUCUCUCUGAUUUGGCAUUUUCCUGUGACAUUUGCGUCUGUCAUGUGGAGGAGGCCGUGGAAGCAUCAGUGUUGCCCCUGGGGGAAGAUGUCAUUAAAGCUGCUGGGGGUCGACCUUGCAGUGGACCAAGCUUAUAAUGAAGGGCAGUGUAUUCCAUCACUGCAGUGCUGUGCUCUCCAGCCAAGGCUUAGCUGAAGGGGUCUGGGUUCUGCUGUCUCAGCCCCACUGCUUGAAUGAGUAAGCUGAUUCUGCAACCUGGCCUCAGACAUGGUUUGCCAACUGCUUUCUCCAGUGAUCUCUGGCCUAGGCUCACUCUGCUUCUCUGAAUUUGACCCUUUGGGGCCAAAGAGAAAAGUGAGAAACUGUCCCCAUUUUGCUUGAGUGGUUUUUUGUUCCUUUUUCUCUUAACCAUGUAGGAGAGGCCUGGGAAGUAGGAAAUUGAGAAUGGGGUCUAAGGCAAAGAAAAAGAACAUCUUGGUUUCAAAUUCACCAGUGUUUAAAUGGGGAGAGGGAGUUGUUUAACAGAGGUAGUAUGAUUUGUAAGUAGUAUUUCCUGGAUACUCAGCCACUGUAUGUAACUGUCGUGCAGAAGACACUAUAAUUGCUUUCCUCUUAAUGACUGGAGAAACCAGCAUCAACAGAAGGAACUGGUCGGCUUUGUGGAGAAUUGUCAUCACAAAGUUCAACCAAGGAAUCUUAACCCAGCCACUGUGGGUCUUGUGAUACAGGUCGCUGGGGAGGAUACACCUGUCUGGGGGUAAAGAAGAAUAAAGCUGGAAGGCUCUGCACCAGUGGACUGCUGGCGCAGCCAGCAGGGAGGGUCACUAAAUCUUCCCGCUUCCUCAGCCCCUGUCUCAGGAGUCCUCAAGAGGUGGUGUUCUAGGCUUGUCUGUGACCACAUGCAUCCUCACAGUUCCAAGGACCACAGGCCCUAUCACUCUCUUCCAACCUCAUACCUGCAUGUGGGCCAGUUGGGGCCAUCCGGGGUAGGGUUUGUGCCUCCCUAUUCGUCAGCCCCUUCACCCCUCACCAGCUUGUCUGUGUCUGAGUUUUCCCAAUUCUUUAGAGAAAUGCCGCCGAAGCUUCAGUGGCAGAGUGCUUCUUUGGAGGUGGCUGUGUGUGUGGAGAGCAGUGGAAUUGGAUCUGUGAUCAGAUCCAGUGCUAUUACUGGUAAUAGAAGGGCUCACCUAUAUUAAUUAGCUGGGUAGCCAUGACAAGUCGACCUUUGUACACCUCCUCGGGGUCUACAUAAGCACUCAGAGUGAUUCCUCUGUGUCCAGUCUAUGGCCUCGAGGGCCAUCAUAAGAAAAAGCAGUUCAUUUUUUCUGAGUGACUCUAGAGUAGACAGGUUUGGGUUCAAAGGAAGGAAAAACUUUAACAACUCAAACUGCCUUCUUACAGUUCCUGAACUCUGGAACUGUUCAGCCGCAUGGCUAUAUAAAGAAGGACUCUUUCAAAUAGGAGGCAGCAUUAGAUGGCCUCUAGGCUGGCUCCCAGUUUUAUGAUUCCAUUAAAUAAGAGCCUGUAUGUGUGACAAUACAGACCUACACUGCAGGCCUUCAGAAAAUUAAGAUGAGUGAAUUGCAGCAGUUGAGAAAGACCCUACAGUAAGUGUGUAAGGUGAUUUUGUGGGGAUUGGGGGCAUUUGGGAGAUGGGUAGAAAAUUCAGGUAGUGUCAGCCUGCUCUCCCAAAGAGAGAAGGGAGGAUUCUGACAUAAGGAAGCGGCCCCUUCCACUAUAGAGAGCCUUUCCAACUUGUACCCCUGGGAGGCUGGUUCUUCCACCAGAGCCUUAACAGUCAGGAGCUGGCCAGGUUGAAAGGCCUCUGCAGUCCUAGCCUCCCUGCUUCUGCUGGCCUCACCACACUCACCAGUGCCUCAGGCAGCCUUGCUGGUCCCCUGUGGGAGGGGGAAUACAGAGGGAUCAUAGAUCCUUCGAAACAGUCUACACAGCAAUUGAAGGUACCAGUCAGUUGUUUAUUUCAACAUUGGAAUUGCUGUCAAGAUUUGUGGGAUGUAGACAACUUUAGGUACAUUCUCACUGGUUUCCGGGCAAAUGUAAGCCAGGAAGGGACCAUUUACCCUCGCUGGCCAUUCUCCAGCCUAGUUUGUCAUUUAGAACCUAACAUCCUACUAAAAGGGCUUCCCUGGUAGCUCGGCUGGUAAAGAAUCUGCCUGCAAUGCAGGAGACCCUA
This is a messenger RNA of Budorcas taxicolor (takin), 4713 nucleotides long. It is a transcript of the gene ABCF3, whose product is annotated as ATP binding cassette subfamily F member 3. Lineage: Eukaryota; Metazoa; Chordata; Mammalia; Artiodactyla; Bovidae. The coding region runs from base 30 to 2159 and encodes 709 amino acids. Gene Ontology annotation, molecular function: ATP binding; ATP hydrolysis activity. The transcript is spliced from 21 exons. The record is from RefSeq and is a predicted model, not a curated record.